AUCAAUGCAAUUUAUAUCGAUCAGACAGAUAAAGUUAAAAGGACCCAACAAAUUAGAUUAAUGGCUGAGAUCUACUCGAAGGCUAAGGAGGUUUUCAUCUGGCUAGGUCAAGGAGAUGACGAAUCUGAACUGGCAAUCGCUCUACUCAAUAAGUAUGGGGUACUCCGCUUGUAUUCUCUUGGGCAGGACUAA
This is a messenger RNA of Hyaloscypha bicolor E, 192 nucleotides long. RefSeq lists its product as uncharacterized. The transcript has a single exon. The record is from RefSeq and is a predicted model, not a curated record. The annotation marks the transcript as partial. Lineage: Eukaryota; Fungi; Ascomycota; Leotiomycetes; Helotiales; Hyaloscyphaceae.